This is a messenger RNA of Punica granatum (pomegranate), 3384 nucleotides long. Lineage: Eukaryota; Viridiplantae; Streptophyta; Magnoliopsida; Myrtales; Lythraceae. The record is from RefSeq and is a predicted model, not a curated record.
GCUCUCGUAAGUCGUAACGGCUACUUCCAUUUCUCUCUUCGAAAUUUCUUCCGACUGAUACCUCUCUCGGCCAUUUCUGGGAGUAAACGAUUCCUUGUUCAACCCUUUCUCUGAAAUUCUACUUCCGUUCUCGAUUUCCGACUCUCUGAUGAUUUCGGCCAUGGAUUUGGGCUGCUUGGACCUCGGCUGCAUCCCACUCUCGGAUAAGCCAAGUCCCGAUCUUGCCCCCGACGAGGGAAGAGGAAGCCCCGUCCCUUCGCCGACUGCUGUUAUCACUAUGAGUGCGUCCUCCAAGGCCGGAAAGAGUAAGAUGAUGAAGGAGACAGGCCAAUCAACAAACUGCCUUAGCAAAGUCUCAUCGCAAAUCAGGAAGCCCCCUCGUCGUAAAACUUCUCCAGUUAAUUGGUUUCCACGGAAGAAGGUGGACUCCUACUUAGAGAGGAAAAUAAAGAUGCUGCAGGAAAUGGACGGUGUGAAUUUAACUCUCGAUGAAACUCUAGGAGAUGCAAAUCCUCAUUACUGCAGAGUUUUGAGAGAAAAGAUUGCAGUAAGAGAGGCAGCACAUAAGGCAAUGGAGGCCCGGAAAGCUGCUUUGGUGGAAGCAUCUUGGUGUCGAAUACUCCGAGCAGCCAGGAUACAAACAAAGGAAGCAGAAGCACUGUUGGAAAAGGCAGAGAAGACAGCAAUUGAAGCUUUUGAAGCAGCAACAGCAGUGGGAGUGAUCAUGUAUGAUAAGCCAAACUGCCCCCAGAAGCCUUCUAAGGUUGAAUUGUCUUCAGUAGAAGGAGGAUUUACUACCCACACUGUGACAGCAUCUUUUGAAACAGCAUUUGAGGUGGACAGAGAAGUAGCAGCUGCAGUCAAAGCUGCUUUGGUUAGGCUUGCCAAUUGCCCUUUCUUCAGCAGUAAAGUUGAAUUUAAAGAGUUGCUGCAUAAAAUCAGGCAAAACCCAGACGAAGAUGAUUGUCAUAAGGAACAGUUGGAGGCGUCUUCAGAAUGUGAAUCGGAGUCAGGGUCAGAUUUUGAAAGAGCUUCUCUAAGCAGUUAUGAUCCUACUGAUCUUAACUUGAUUACUGAGAAACCAGUUGAAGGGACGAAACAGAGGAAAUCUAAGAGAAGGCAGUCUUUUGAGAAGCUGAACACGGAAAAGAUUGUUAAUAUGAUGUUUGAGAGGCUCAAAGGUUUGCAGGAAAAUGACAUUUCUUCACUGGCUACAAUAGUUGCAACAUGUGGUUUAAAUGCUGCCCUUGCUGAAGUAGAGAGCAAGAAGUCUCAUGAGCCUGGGGCUUCUUGUGAGCAUACCAAUAAUUCCCGCAGAAUGUCAUCAUGUGGAGUGGGAAGUGGUAGAAAUUAUUAUCUCAAAAGGUUCACAAAGAGAAGUCAAACAGAGUCUGAACUCCCGAGCCUGGACAAGUUUUUGGUCAAGCACGAGACAAAGCUUGAAAAAGAAGUCCGAGAAGCCAGGGAUCAUAAGAGUAACCAGGCUAGGGAUGAAGCAACAGUGGCUAGUAACAGUAGUGACAUAAGCGUGCACUCAGAACUUCCUGAUCUAGAGAAGUUCUUAGUAAAGCAUACGUCAAAACUCGAGAGAGAGGUGCUAGAAGCCAAGGCUAGUAAGACUUCUACGGAUGUUAGGAAAGUCGUAGAACAAGAGGUAGGGGAAGUUUUAGAUAAUGGCUCUGAUAUGAGACGUCGGAAUUCAGAGAAAGGUGUCCCCGAGGUUCCCAGCCUAGACAAGGUUCUUCUGAAACAUGUCUCAAGGCUUGAAAGAGAAGUCUUAGAAGCAAGGAACAGGAGGACUGAACUUGUCGGGAAAGAAAAUAUGAAGUCGAAUCUGGCUGACGGGGAAGUGAGGGAAGGUAGCGUUGAUAAGAUCUUAGUCAAGCCCGUGCACCGUCUAGAGAAGGACAAACAGCAAGCUCUUUCUUCUGGAACCAAUUAUGAAUAUCAGAAGCACCAAAAGAAGCAAGGAAGAGAUGGAAAUUGUGCCACCGACUGUGAGAGUUUGGACAAAGUUUUGGUGAGGCAUGUGUCUCGACUGGAAAGAGAGAAUGAAGAUCAAACCAGAGGACUUUUUGCCAAAAGCCAAAAGGAAUGAUCAAAUAAGCACUCAUGGGAAGAAGAAAAAGACGGCCUCGACCAUAUUUUCGUGAGACACAAGUCGAGGCUCGAGAGGGAAAAGGCAGCAUCUCAUCUAGAGCCACGAGAGGACACCAAGCUCUCGAUUUCGCGUAAAGCAGCACGGGAAAAUGAGUUGCAGGAAGCUUGGGGAGGUAUGAGCCUGGGGAAUGUCAUGAGGAGCGAUUCAAAUAUGCACUCGCAGGAAGAAGAAAAAGACGGCCUCGGCCAUAUUUUGUUGAGGCACAAGUCGAGGCUCGAAAGGGAAAAGGCAGCAUCUCAUCUAGAGCCACGAGAGGACACCAAGCUCUCGAUUUCGCGUAAAGCAGCACGGGAAAAUGAGUUGCAGGAAGCUUGGGGAGGUAUGAGCCUGGGGAAUGUCAUGAGGAGCGAUUCAAAUAUGCACUCGCAGGAAGAAGAAAAAGACGGCCUCGGCCAUAUUUUGUUGAGGCACAAGUCGAGGCUCGAGAGGGAAAAGGCAGCAUCUCAUCCGGAGCCACGAGAGGAGACCAAGCUCUCGAUUUCACGUAAAGCAGCACGGGAAAAGGAGUUGCAGGAAGCUUGGGGAGGUAUGAGCUUGGGGAAUGUCAUGAGGAGUGAUUCAAAUAUGCACUCACAGGAAGAAGAAAAAGACGGCCUCGACCAUAUUUUGUUGAGGCACAAGUUGAGGCUCGAGAGGGAAAAGGCAGCGUCUCAUCCGGAGCCACGAGAGGAGACCAAGCUCUCGAUUUCACGUAAAGCAGCACGGGAAAAGGAGUUGCAGGAAGCUUGGGGUGGUACGAGCUUGGGGAAUGCCAUGAGGCCGCACCUCUCGAAACUCGAACUAGAUAAAGCUGCCUGGAUCAAAGCUGAAGAGGAGGAAAGGAGAAAAGCUCUCAAGGGGAUGUAAAUGCUGUGCUGUUACUCACAAACUCUCGUGUCAACCCUGUGAAUUACAUCAAAAAGCUCUGUGAAUUGCUCACAAACACUUGUGUCAACCCUGUGAAUUACAUCAAAAGCUCGGUGAAUUACUCACAAACUCUUACGUCAAUUCUACGACAAAUACCCGACUCGUCAUUUUUGUUUUCUUCAAGCUGUUCAAUAGAAUGUUGACUAUUUCUCGUGUCCCGUAUUAUUCGUUGCUCCCAAUUACCGGUUGUUUUUAAGCUGGGGUCCUCUCAGAGGAACCGUUUAUCGGAGAGUUUGAUAUGGACAUGCACUAUAUAUAUAGCACACGAGGGAGACGCAGAUAAUCAUGUUGAAUCAGAGAUUUCCUUCGAGUAAACA